AUGGCUAACAAAUACAAAAUAUCAACACGGCGGGUGUAUCAAAUUUGGAGAGGAGCUCACCCACCAAUAGACCCUAAAGAUAUAAAACUACUGUCAGAAGAACCUGGUUCGUAUCAGCAAGCAGAACUUGUGGAAUGCAAUGUUAUUUCUGGGAGUAAGGUAAAAAAGAAUGGAGGAAAGAAACCCAAGUCCAAAUCCGUUAGAAUCUCUGAACCAUCUAUUACCCAGAAUCAGCCAACGGCUACAAGCCCAGAGGGUUCUGAAGGUUUAAAUAUUAGCAGAGAGGAUCUGAAUGCAUUUUAUGAAAAAGAAGCUAAGAGAGAUGAAAAAAAUAAAGCAGAGGUGAAUAGACGUCUAGCCGUGUAG
This is a messenger RNA of Rhizophagus irregularis DAOM 181602=DAOM 197198, 366 nucleotides long. RefSeq lists its product as uncharacterized. Lineage: Eukaryota; Fungi; Glomeromycota; Glomeromycetes; Glomerales; Glomeraceae. The record is from RefSeq and is a predicted model, not a curated record.